This is a messenger RNA of Ilyonectria robusta, 225 nucleotides long. RefSeq lists its product as uncharacterized. The transcript has a single exon. Lineage: Eukaryota; Fungi; Ascomycota; Sordariomycetes; Hypocreales; Nectriaceae. The coding region runs from base 1 to 225 and encodes 74 amino acids. The record is from RefSeq and is a predicted model, not a curated record.
AUGUGCUAUCAGCUUGUCGAACUCUACUCAGCUUGCCGCUGCCUCUACUACCAGCAUGCCGUUGACCGCUGCGCGGCAUACGGUCGUCCCAACCACUACGUUGAGCAGCGAACCAUCUUCGUUGGUUACGCCUGCAGCAUGCACACUGGCCAUGCCGCUCAGUACUCCUCACAGUAUGGCCAGGCCGACUACAGUGGCCACUCCAGCUCCUCGGCCUAUCGAUGA